Molecule: messenger RNA, 3665 nt
Organism: Colletes gigas
Lineage: Eukaryota; Metazoa; Arthropoda; Insecta; Hymenoptera; Colletidae
Gene: cue
Product: protein cueball
Exons: 7
Coding region: 192-2000 (602 amino acids)
Source: RefSeq, a predicted model, not a curated record
GUCAUGAGUUCUCAGUUUGCGCACAGCCGCCGUAGCGUGAGGAUGCGUGGUAGUGUAUCUUUCGAACGACAGUGAGAGAGGAAGACUGAAAGAAAUUAGGCCGGUGUUCAAUCCAUAUCGUUUCCUGGCAGCGGUUGUGUCUUAAAAGACAUUUCCAGGCUUGUCUAUCGCCUAACAAAUGAACGCACACCAUGACAUCCCGUGAAUACGUCGUCGUAACUUUAACGAUAGUUCUCGGAAUUCUCGCAAUUAAUACGGACGCCAGAUCGUGGGAUUUAGCAGUAGUGAUUGGACGCGAUAUCGAAUUUUUCUCACGGAAUCAAACACUAACUGGACAAGCCAGAAUUGCAGACGCUAUAUCUUUGACGGCAUUAGCGUACGAUGAUAUUUCUCGCACGAUGUACUUCAGUGAUACGCGCAGUAACUUUUCCUUGUUCAGUAAUGACCUGACGAACAAGAACUUCACGUCAAGACCAUUGCUUAGAAAACAAACCAGAAGUCACAUCCUAGGGAUCGUCUUCGACACCAGGACGCGAAAUCUCAUUUGGCUCGACGCUUUGAAAGAAGUGAUUAUGAAAAUGUACGUGCCAUUAGAGGGGAAAUCGGAGGAACCCAUCCUCCUCCACAAUUUAACGGGGAGUAGUCCGCGCGGCAUUGCUCUGGACGUAUGUAACAGUCUCAUAUACUGGGUAAAUAGUAAUGUUACGAAUCCGAGUAUAGAGCGCUCGAAUCUAGACGGAAGCGAUCGAAUUACUAUUAUUAAAGAAAAUUUGUACGAGCCGCUAGCAGUAGCUAUAGAUCAUGCCGAAGAGAAGCUCUAUUGGAUCGACGACGUCGAGGGUAUACACGUGAAAGUCGAGCGUAGCAAUCUCGACGGUACCGACCGUGAAUCGGUGGUUCGCGGCAAGCACCAGCAACCAGUUGCCCUAACCGUGGACCGCGACACGAUAUACUGGAUCGAUUUGGUAUACAGUGCUAUCUGGAUGGCGCCAAAAUCCAGGAUAUCCGGAAACUCGUCGACGAUAUUUAAAACGUACAACACGCACCUGGACGCUGAUCCAGCCGGGAUCAUAGCACGCGAUAACGCGGGUAGGAUCGAUUGCGAAGCGUUAGCGAAAAUAAGACGAAAAACGAAUUACGCGAACUCGACCUCCGUACGAACGACCACCGUCGAGUCGUUCAACAAUUUAACCACCAGCACGGAAGACUCGGAAUUGACCACCGAGAGUUCCAAACGCUGCCUGAAUGACGGGAAAAGAUACUUGAACAGUAAUAACUGCUACUGCAAGCCGGGGUUCAUUGGCGCGCAUUGCGAGACAGAACUUUGUCACAAUUACUGCCUUCGUGGUAGCUGUAGUAUAAAUAGCCAUGGAUCUCCCGAGUGUAGAUGCGAGGAUACAUUUGGUGGGCCACGGUGUGAAACAGAUAUGUGCAAAGAUUAUUGCUUGCACGAUGGUAAAUGCUUCGUCCAAAAUGGGAAGCCAGCUUGUAAAUGUAAAUAUUCUGGGGGUUUGCGUUGCGAGGGUUUGAGCAAUGUCACAAAAGCUUGCGAGAUCUAUUGUGCAUAUAUCGCGCUGGUCCCUGGUAGGGUCGUCCAUACGAUCAACUGCAGGUGUCCAAAAACUAUCGAAACAAAUGCACAAAUGAUCUUGGUCCGUGAUAAUAACGAGUACAAAAUGUUGAUACUAAUUUUGGGCGCAUCCACUGCUGUAUUUGUACUCACAACCAUCGUACUUUCAUACUACGUAAAUAAAUUACGAAGACGACCACGAAUUAGAAAGCGUUUUGUUGUGAGCAAGGGUGGUGUAACGCCACUCACAUCUAGGCCACAAUUACCAGACAAUCAAUGCGAAAUAACCAUAGAGAACUGCUGCAACAUGAAUAUCUGUGAAACACCAUGUUUCGAACCAAAUUUACGUACUCCGGCGUCGGAAGGUAAGAGUAAUAAGAAAGAGGACAAGAAUUCUUUGCUCGAUAACAUGGAGGGGAAUUCGUGGUAGCAUAAACUAAUAUUUCGACGUGAGAACUAGCGAAGGUCUAGUGGGCUUCGCAUAAAGUCCGUGGAAAAGUUUAGUCUCGCAAAACUGCGCGUCUGUACAUAACACAACAGCAUAUUGUAGUAUUAUUGUUAAAUUUAGUAGUCAUACUUCCAAAAAGUGCAGAAACAUCGUAACAAUGAUACAGUCAUAAAACGAAAGCCAAAGGUCUUCUCGAGGACUUAUUACGUCAUAUGAUAUGUAGGGCUGUGUUCAUAUAAUGAUUAUUUCAAAUAGCUAUUCGAAAGUAACGAAUCUUUUUUUAAAGGUAUAUAAUUAUAUAUUUUGCAUAAAAGAACGGGAAAUGUUAAGUUCCUUGGCAUUUUAUAAUGCCUCGAUAGAUAAGUAACAUAAAAAUAUGGUAUACAUAUAAACAAAACAUACAGAUCUUUUACGUAUUCAACGUACAUUUCCUGAGUUCUCUCAGUUGUUUACUUAAACACGUUUACGUAUUUUUUAUAGUUGAUUUAAUAGUGAUAAAACCCGUUUUAAAACAAAUAACACCAAAAAUUAAUCUGAUUCCAAUUGAAGGGUACAUAAAAGCUGCCUUAAUCGCUAGACUCGUAAUAAUUGCUCAACGUACUAUGCAGUACAUUCCUAAAAAGUAAUAGAACACAAGAUUAUUAUAGUGAACAUUAUUAUGUUUGUAAAAACAAAUUGGAUGUUUUUAAGAUCUUUAUCGGGCUUGAUAAUUCACCAGUUGAAUAUUAAGUCAUUACAUUGUCACAAAGAUUUAUUUCAUUGAACAUAUUUGCAUUUGUUCUUGUACGUUUUCAUACAUCCAAUGUAAAUGUUUUAUUUCAAGCCAAAACACUGCUGUAGUUUUGGAGACAUUCAUUUAGAAAUAAUAUGUUCCAGAAUUCUGUGUACUUUAGAAUCAUAUAAAUGUCAUUUGGACAGACUUAAAACAUUUAGAUUCAUAUUUAACUUGUGUAAGUGAUAUUGUUUGCUAAACAACUGCAGCUAUUUGUACAAAUCUUGUACCGCGUUAUUUUAUAUAUUUGUGCAGGGGUGCACAUGCGCGUAAAAUAAUAGAAAACAAUGCAGCUUCUUUUAUAGAAAAAAUUCAAUAUAAUUCACGAAAUUUCUAUAAAUUGUGAACUUCUGAAAAUUAGACACAAUUUUAGAUAAAAAUCGAGCCAUUUGUAUAAAUUAUGAUUGUUUAUACUUAUAGAAAGUACAAUAACCACGGUUUUAAAAUUUGUUGCAAAAUGGAGGACACUUCGUAAUUUCUUGAUUUUCGAAAUAGAGUACAAAUACGUUUAAGUGAAAAUAGCUUAUGUAGAAAAUGAUAGAAGGGCCAAGAAAACUUCGUUUAAAAAUAGUCAGGUUAUAUUUUUUGUUUACUUCACUGCUUCCAAUACUUAUGUGUCAAAAUGUACUUUCUAGUGCUCUCUUUAUGCUUAGACAAUUGUUCACUAUCAAAGGGUGGCUACUUAACGAUAUAGAGCUAUGUAAAACAUAAACUGAAAUUUGUACCAAAGUCAUAUGUAACAUUAUUAACAUUAAUUGUAGUAUGGUUAUUGUUUUUGACGAAUUAUUAUUUCACAAUAAUCUUAGAGAUUGAAUUUAUACGACUUCAUACGUAUAAUAAUAAUACGUGCCUUUUAUGCACUAAAUAAAAUAAAA